This is a messenger RNA of Candidozyma haemuli, 1617 nucleotides long. Its product is annotated as oxidoreductase. The transcript has a single exon. The record is from RefSeq and is a predicted model, not a curated record. NCBI's taxonomy places the organism in Eukaryota, Fungi, Ascomycota, Pichiomycetes, Serinales, Metschnikowiaceae. Gene Ontology annotation, molecular function: oxidoreductase activity. Bases 1 to 1617 code for a protein of 538 amino acids.
AUGCAUAGCUUGGGCCAUUUAAGGUCGACCUUUCAACUCAGGAGGCAACUCGUGUCUAGCCUACGGUUCUCAAAAUUAAAUUAUUCAAGUAAAAAUGACAAUUCUGACAAAGAUAAAGAACUAGCUAAGAAGGAUGAGGAUAAGGCUGUAUUCCAAGUGAACCGAAAGACAUCUUCAUCAGCGCCCGCUGAUAUGCCCAUUGAUCAGGGAAUUCAAAGCUUGAUGAAAAAAGACAACAAGCCUUACGUGCCUAAGUUAAGACACGACAGGCUCUCGUACGAUAUGCCUGGAAUGCCAAAUCAAGACGAAUUCACGAAGUUCUCCAACAAAGUGCAAAAGCCAAAGACAGUAACUCGUUGGAGUAGAUAUAUGCCUAAGGUUUUGGCGGCUUUGCUUGUGUUAUGGGGUGGCUAUACCGUCAAAGUGUGGUAUUUCCCAUCCGAAAAGGGUUCAGAUAGUAAAGAACUCUUGGACCCGGAUCAUUUCCAUCCAUUCAAGGUCACUCAUGUCAAGCAGGUUGACGAGGAUCACUUUUUGAUUGAGGUUGUUCCUAAAUUCAAGAAUUGGCAAUACAGCUACUAUGCUAACUACGAAGGAAAGACGAUCUGGAAUGGAGAUAGACUCUGGUCCGUUGAGAUCAUGCAGCCCCAGAUCCAGAUCGUGAGAUCCUACACUCCUUUACCUUUAUACUUCAUGAAAUCUGAGAGAACCCGGUCUGGAGAAGAGGAGCCGCUCCUUAGAAUCAUUGACAAUGACAGAGAAGAUUAUGAUAAGGGUGGAGUCAUGACUUUCUAUAUCAAAAAGUACGAUGAUGGAGAAAUGUCGAGAUAUCUCACUUCUCGAAAAGUGGGCGAUAUUAUUGAUAUUAGAGGCCCAUACACUGACUACAAAUUUCCACAUCACCCACUUAAACAGUUUCAUCAGAGGCCUAUGUUUAGGGACUUACCAUCGAAGGUCGAGGCUGAAUCACUUUUGCCUGUUUUGAAGAAGGAGAAUAACUUACCUGAUUUUGAUAACCUCAAUUUCUUUGGUGCUGGUACAGGCCUUGCUCCUAUUCUUCAGUGUCUUUUUUCCAGAAACCCAUACAGAGGCUUUGUGGAUGUUCACUAUUCUGCCCACAAGCCAUCAGAACUAGAACCUUUUAGAAGAUACCUAUUCUUCUUAGAGAAGCUUGAUAGGAUCAGGCUUCAAACUCAUUACGAUAGUCAACCAAAAACUGCCCUUUCAUCAAAAGAUAUCCAGAAACCGCUGAAACCAAACUUUUUGAGUUCUAUGAGGGUUGAACAGCUGAUGGAGAAAAAGGAAGAGUUACUGGAAGAGGACAAGUUGAAACUUAGAAUGGCAAUCAUGCGUGAUACUAAGGAAGAAAAACAGUCCAAAGAUACAGUCCCAGCUGAAGAGACCCAGCGGGUCCCUCGUUACGAAAAUGCUCUUCAUCAAGCUCAACAUACAGCUGCUGAGCCAAAGACUCCACCAUCGCUUGCAGUGGUCUGUGGUCCCGAUGGCUACGUGGACUAUGUGGCGGGCAAAAAACUUCUUGAAACUAAUGAGCAAGGAGACGUGGCUGGUCUUCUUGGCAAGAAAGGCUGGGAUAACUCGAACGUUUUCAAAUUAUAA